AUGUAUUGGGUCUCCGGGCAUCGAUCGCAGAAGCUAAAGACUAAAGAUAUUCGCCCUUACCAAGCAGCUCGGAAAAGGCUAAAGGGCGCAGGGGCUCCCCUAACGGAGACUCUUGAGCCCGCCUUGCUUGAUAGGGUGAUUUCGGGGCUUUUCCCUCUGCCUCCGAACAUCGUCCCUCCGAGAAUGGUGACCUCGGUGGUGGAUGGGGACGUCGAUAGAGAGCAAGCUCCUGAGGUGACUGACUCCGAAAUAGAGUCCAUACUUUGUCGCCUGAAGAGCAGAAAGAAGGCACCAGGCCCAGAUGGCUUGCAUGCUAGGGUCCUGGCGGUAACUUUUCCUUACAUGGGGGAAACCAUUCGGGGUCUGUUUGACUUAUGUUUACGUAGUGGACGGUUCCCGACGGCAUGGAAGGAAGGCCAAUUGUGUCUCAUCCGAAAAGAAGGUCGUGCGCCGAACAGCCCUGGAGCUUACCGGCCCAUAAUUCUCUUAGACGAAGCUGGUAAGGCGUUGGAGUGGAUUAUUGCCUCUCGUUUGGGCCGUCACCUCUCGAUCGUGGGGCCGGACCUGGACGAGGCCCAAUAUGGCUUCCGGGCUGGACGCUCUACGAUCGAUGCUCUCAUGGACCUAAAACAGUACACCAAGAGAGUAGUCGAGCGGGGUGGGAGGGCGUUGGCAGUGUCUCUUGACAUUGCUAAUGCCUUUAAUAGCCUUCCAUUUGGCGUGAUCAGGGAGGCCCUUGAAUUUUUCGGGGUUCCCCUGUACUUGCGCCGAAUAGUAGGGAGCUAUUUGGAAGGACGACAGGUGGCAGUUGUGAACGGACAGGGUUAA
Molecule: messenger RNA, 828 nt
Organism: Pieris macdunnoughi
Lineage: Eukaryota; Metazoa; Arthropoda; Insecta; Lepidoptera; Pieridae
Source: the annotation of a GenBank genome assembly